Anthostomella pinea is the source of this 237-nucleotide messenger RNA. NCBI's taxonomy places the organism in Eukaryota, Fungi, Ascomycota, Sordariomycetes, Xylariales, Xylariaceae. The record is from the annotation of a GenBank genome assembly.
AUGUCGCGCGAAGCCUACCAAGUCCCCACCGCCUCGGGCAACAACAGCGCGCCCGGCGGCGGCACCAACCUGUCGCGGACCUUCGACACCGAGGGCGUGACCAUGAACUACAUCUGCGGCGACUGCGGCUUCAAGUUCCCGCUGCGGCGCCAGGACAACAUCCGGUGCCAGGAGUGCGGCUGUCGCAUACUGUACAAGGAGCGGACCAAGAGGAUGGUGCAGUUCGAGGCGCGGUGA